GCAAAUUACACUACCUAUUACGACCAUCACCGUGGCAUCCAUAUUGUUGGUUGCGGAUGCGGCGAUAACAACGAUGACUCCUGGCCCUUCUACUUUGAGGGUGCCCAUCAUGCGCAAUCCGGAGACCCAAGAAGAUAUUCUCGGCAUGGUGCGUCGACGGUAUCAACGUUUAACCAAAAGACAAGAAUACACUGCCCAGCUUUACAAUGAUCAAGGGUCACAAUAUCUCGUUCAAAUCGGUGUUGGCACUCCCCCUCAGAAUUUCACCGUAACAUUGGAUACGGGAAGUGCCGAUCUUUGGAUUCCUGCAUCGGAAUGUCCCAAAAAAUCGUGUCCUUUUGCUCGGUUUCAGGAAGAUAGAUCGACGACAUUUAAAGAUUUGCAGUCAAAUUUCGGCAUUCAGUACGGCAUAGGCAAUGUGAAUGGCACGUAUGCAACCGAUACCGUGACCGUCGGUGGAGCCAGUGUGCAAAACCAACAAUUCGGCUUGGCGACCACGACACAGGAUAUAUUGACCAAUCCCACCCCAGGUGAUGGUAGUUCGACCGGUGGUAACACUCCGGCCAAUGCUUCUGGAUUAACUGGCAAUGGUAUCUUGGGCUUGGGGUACCCUCAACUGACAGCGGCCACCACCCAAGGCCAGCAGGCCUACACUCCGUUUGUGUUUAAUCUCGUCAAGCAAAGCGUUAUUCAAGAACCCAUCUUCUCCAUCUAUCUCAACAGCCUAGCCAAGAAAGAAUGGGCGGGCGAGAUCAUGUUUGGCGGGAUCGAUCAGAGCAAAUAUACGGGAGACUUGACCUACUUGCCUGUGGCCACGUUGCAAAACAAGCCCGCCAGUUUGCCCGAAGGCGAUUCGACCAAAGGCCGUCAAGGCGAUUCCGGUGGAUACUACUAUUGGAUGGUGUACGGCCAAGGCAUUUCAGUGCGCAAUGGUUUGGAGAAUCCGGAUUUCCAGCUCAAGCGUGUAGGCGCCUUUAUUCUGGACACCGGAACGACGCUGACUUAUCUGCCAACAGAUGUGGCCAUUCAGAUUGCUCGAUCGAUUGUCGGCGACAGCGGGUUCCAGGUGGAUCGACAAUCCGGUGUGAUUAUCAUUGACUGCGCAGCCAGCCAAUCCCCCGCCACCGUUCAACUUCAAAUGUCCCAAACCAAAUCGAUCACCAAUAAUCCCGUGGUAUUGACCGUCCCUGCAAGAGAACUCAUCAUCCCUUUGACCUCGUCGUCCUCCUCCUCUUCCGAUCGAACCAAUACAUGUUUAUUCGGUAUAGCUCCCAUGAGUGGCAACGGAGCCUUGGGAAGCGAAAUGUUUUUAAUUGGUGACUCGAUCCUGCGCAGCGCCUAUCUCGUGUUUGACAUGGGUAAAAAUCGCGUCGGUAUUGCCACUGCCAAAGGAGUCGGUGGCAGUGUCAAUGGCAACAACACUACCGCAGAAAGUACCUCCAACCUAUCGGCCACCACCGCCUUGUCAGGCUGGCCCUCCUGUCUACUAUUGAUAUCAUUAAUCUUUGCCGUCAUGCCUGCCCACCUCUUUUAA
Molecule: messenger RNA, 1534 nt
Organism: Radiomyces spectabilis
Lineage: Eukaryota; Fungi; Mucoromycota; Mucoromycetes; Mucorales; Radiomycetaceae
Product: aspartic peptidase domain-containing protein
Exons: 2
Coding region: 74-1534 (486 amino acids)
Biological process (GO): proteolysis
Molecular function (GO): aspartic-type endopeptidase activity
Source: RefSeq, a predicted model, not a curated record